Molecule: messenger RNA, 1356 nt
Organism: Sphaeramia orbicularis (orbiculate cardinalfish)
Lineage: Eukaryota; Metazoa; Chordata; Actinopteri; Kurtiformes; Apogonidae
Product: very-long-chain 3-oxoacyl-CoA reductase-B-like
Exons: 11
Coding region: 127-1086 (319 amino acids)
Cellular component (GO): endoplasmic reticulum
Molecular function (GO): oxidoreductase activity
Source: RefSeq, a predicted model, not a curated record
AAGGCGGAAGGAGAAUCCUGGAUCCUGUGGACGCGUGUGUUGUGCUGUGUGUGCUCUUUGUGUCACAGUUACUCGGUCAGUCUUCCGUGGCUUUGUCCUGUCACACACCCGCAGACAGACGCAGUUAUGUCGUCCGGUGGAGAAGCCGUGUUCCGGGCCGUGGAGGCGCCGCUGUUCUGGCUCGGGGCUGUGACGGCGGCCUGGCUGUCCGUGUGCUCCGUGUACCGGCUGCUGUCCGGGUUCAAGGUGUGGGUUCUGGGCAACGGACGGCUGGUGUCACCGACCACACUGGGGAAAUGGGCAGUUGUGACCGGAGCUACAGAUGGAAUUGGAAAGGCCUACGCAGAGGAGCUCGCCCGCAGAGGCUUUUCCAUCGUACUCAUCAGCCGCUCUCAGGAAAAGCUGGAUGAAGUGUCCAAGGCAAUUGAGAGCAAAUGUGGAGUGGAGACUAAAACGAUUGCGGCUGACUUUAGUGCCACUGAUAUCUACUCCAAGAUUGAAGAUGGUCUUUCAGGACUGGAGAUUGGAGUUUUGGUGAACAAUGUUGGAAUCUCCUAUUCUUAUCCUGAGUUCUUCCUCAACGUCCCUAAUCUCGACACCUUCAUUGAUACUAUGGUCAAUGUCAACAUAACAUCAGUGUGCCAGAUGACUCGGCUUGUUCUGCCUCGAAUGGUGGAGAGGAAGAAGGGGGCCAUCCUCAACAUUUCAUCUGCCAGUGGGAUGUAUCCUGUUCCUCUCCUUACCGUCUACUCUGCUUCCAAGGCAUUUGUGGAUUUCUUCUCCAGAGGACUUCAAGCAGAAUACAAGAGCAAAGGAAUCAUCAUUCAGAGCGUUCUGCCUUUUUUUGUCGCAACUAAGCUGAGUAAAAUCAGACGGGCCACACUGGACAAGCCGAGCCCCGAGUGCUACGUCGCAGCUGAACUGAACACAGUUGGACUGCAGAGUCAGACUAAUGGCUACCUGCCUCACGCCAUCAUGGGCUGGGUGACUACAGCGCUGCUCCCUGCCAAGAUCCUCAACAGCUACAUGAUGGGGAUGGGUUUGUCCCAGCGCGCUCGCUACCUCAAGAAGCAGAAGCAGGGUUAGAUGAGCAGGAGUCGGAAUUGGAGGCGGCAGUGACGGACAGAGAGGAGACCGGCUGUUUUCACAAUGACUCGUCCCACUAGCACAACCACGGACCAAAAAAGAGAAAAUGUGACAGUUUUUGGGCAACAUCCAAGUCUCUGAUACUCCUAGUCAUAGAUGUUGUGAGGCAGCUCUGUUGCCCUUUCAAACAUUCAGUCCAAACAAUUUUGUGAAAAUUAUAGAAAAGGACGACGCUCUUGACUAAGUGAGGAAGCUUUAAUGAAUAGAAGA